GUAUUGAUAGGAUCGCUGCGUCUCACGAACACCAUCGACAUUUCAGUCCCGCACGUCACCCGCCGACUAUUACUUUGGGGUUCUUGCGCCAAUAUGGAACUCAAUGCCUACAAGGCAGAUGCUAAACUCGAUGGUUUGGAGCAAGGAUCUGGCCAGAGCGAGAAGACUGCAGUAAAUACACCAGCCGCGCCGUCGGGAGGGGGACGAUCGGUCUAUCAGCUCGAGCGGUAUAUCAACCUCUCAGCUGUGAUCAACUUUGCUGUGAUCAUUCUUGCUUCUUGGGAGUCGUUUGCAGUGACGUUCCAGUUCGCGUUGACCAACGGUGGCCCCGCAUCCAUCUUCUAUGGUUCUAUUCUGGCUGGCAUCGGUGCCUGUGCCGUUGGCUUCUCACUGGCUGAGUUGGCUUCAAUAGAUCCUACUGUCGGUGCUCAGUAUCGCUGGUCAGCCAAUCUCGCCCCCGCUGCGCCUCGCUUCUGGGGCCUACUGCAAGGAUGGAUCACUGUUGGUGCCUGGUGCUUCGCUUGCAGUGGACCGCCUUCCAUACUUGCCAACAUGAUCACGUCACUGGCGAUCUUCAAUAACGAAAACUACGUUCCUCAACGGUGGCACACCAGUCUCAUCAUGGUUGCGCUCAUGAUAGUUCCCUUCGUCUCUAAUCUCUGGUUUCGUAAGCUUCUUGAUGCUUUCGAGAUUACUGGUGGUAUACUUCACGUCUGCCUCUUCAUUGUGGUAGUCGUUGUCUUCGUGGUGUUUGGACCGCGCAGCGACCCUGACUUUGUUUUCAAGACACUGACAUGGCAAGAGUCCGGUUGGAACAACAAGGGUGUUUCUUGGGGUCUCGGACUUCUGAGCAUGACGUUCUCCGUUACUGGAGCAGAUAGCGUUCUACACAUGUGCGACGAGGUGAAGAAGGUGCGCACACGCGUGCCACGCAGUAUAAUUAUCACCUGUGUCGCGAACUCAGCGAUGCUAAUAGUCUUCGCUACCAUUCUUCUCUUCUACAUGGGCCCUCUUGACGAUGUCAUCGCCACGCCACUACCAAUCCUAUGGGUUAUCUACAACAUCACCGGUUCUUCCGUGGCAGCCAAUGUUAUCACCUCGCUCAUAGCCCUUAUCGUCUUCUUCGCUCUCUUCAACAUCUUUGCUUCCGUCUCGAGACUUAUCUGGGUGUUCGCACGCGACAACGGUCUGCCCUUCUCUGACUUCUUCUCUUACGUGCACCCCACACUGAAACUCCCGGUGAAUGCGCUUCUCCUCGUUGGAACCAUCGUAACGUGCCUAUCCCUCAUUUACAUCGCCAGCGCGACUGCCUUCAAUGCGCUUAUCUCACUCCAAGCCCUUGCGCUGCACGUAUCGUACUUCUUCCCGAUCCUCUUCAUCCUCCUGCGCAAACUUCGAGGCCCACCUCCACCUUACGGACCGUUCAAGCUCGGCCCUGUCGGUCUGCCCGUCAACAUGUUUGCACUAUGCUACCUGGUGUUCGUGGUACUUUGGAUGCCGUUCCCCCAGGUUCUGCCAGUCACGAGAGAUAAUAUGAACUACGCAGGACCCAUCUUUGGUGCGGUCGUGAUUGGGGCUUUGGCUCAUUGGUUCAUCAGUGCGCAUAAGACGUUCAAGAUGCCCGUCAUUCGUUACGAGUAGAUCAAGGUCGGAAGUAGUAGUAUGAUACAUUUUGUCAGUAUACUAUGGCGGAAUUCUCUUGUGCAUGUAGCUCGCUAUGAGUUCAUCGAUGCAUAUGUCACGAAAAUCGAUGGACCUUGAUAUGCACCGUAAAUGCUGAUUGCAAGAAGGUUAAAGCCGCCUUAACAUAACAACAGCUUUGCGGAAGAACAACUCAUUCCUGUGGUUCAGCGCCCCGCAUCAGCAGUUAUCCGGUGUAGGGAAAGAUCUCCAAUUCCCUCAUCACGUUCUUGACCGACUACGCCGCGCCCCUGCAGGUGAUUGCACUGCUACGUGAUCGG
Molecule: messenger RNA, 1961 nt
Organism: Alternaria rosae
Lineage: Eukaryota; Fungi; Ascomycota; Dothideomycetes; Pleosporales; Pleosporaceae
Product: amino acid/polyamine transporter I
Exons: 6
Coding region: 94-1641 (515 amino acids)
Biological process (GO): transmembrane transport
Cellular component (GO): membrane
Molecular function (GO): transmembrane transporter activity
Source: RefSeq, a predicted model, not a curated record